AUGGAAACAAACAUCGAGCUGGGCUCGAAUGACGAUGCGGUUCCUGGCAUAGAGGGGAAUCUCUCAUCAACCGAAGAGCUCUCACCCAAUUCAGAAUCUCGACUACUCCAACUACCUCCAGAACUCUUACAGCAGAUACUAUCCGAACUCUCAGUCCUGGACCUCACACGAACAUCUCGCACCUGCCGCAGCUUAGCCGAACACGCUUCCAAUAACCUCCUAUGGGCCGAUCUGCUGAAUGCCCACCUACCUUUCAAAAUCCACGACCCCGGACCAUUUGCCUCGUUCCGCAGUCUCUACGCAGCAUAUUAUCCUUGCUGGUUUAUCCCUCGGAAUAAGGUCUGGUUCGCGGACACGGAGCACACGGGAAACUUGAUAUUGGCGCGGUAUGAUAACCGACGGGGCGUCGUUGAGGCUUAUCGAGUGGUAGCGGAACGAAGGAACCACGCUUUUCAGAUUUGGGAGUGGAACCCGGAUGUCAUUAUUCAGUCGUUCAAUCCCAAAGUCAGUCUUUGGUUGGAUGAUCCGGUGUUGUUUUUGAAGAAUACACCGUCUGCUGAAGGGCCACCGCGCACGCCGCAGUAUCUGAAUGGGGAGACCCGUAUGCCUAUGGCACUAGAGUAUCACUACGUCUUCAACUCGUUUUCUCUAUGUUCGAACAAACCUCCGAACCUGGAAAUGGCCGUAGAUCAGAAGUGGCCACCGCCAAACAUCCCUAGUGACCAGCGGGUUUAUCGAGAUAUGGAUGAAGGUUUGUCGGAACGGGACGAACCGCCACGGCAUAUCGAGGGUAUCUCUGAAAUCGCAUUUCGCAUUCGACGAUGGGCGCACUUCCGUCUAGGGAUGCCGUUUUUCACCGCCGGGAAUGGUGAAAGCCUUACGACCUUUGCGACGCUGGAUCCUUGUCUAUACACACCAACGAAAGAAAAACCGUACCAGGGUAUAUGGGUUGGAGACUACUCGGCCCAUGGGUGCGAGUUCUUACUUUUCCUCCAGCGUGACACUACAGACGCCUCUACGGCAUCAGCGGAAACGGAAAACACCGAGUGGAUCCCGCAUGGCCGUUUGGAAGCAAUCAAACUUACAGGGGACCCGAAUGUUCCUCGGGGUGAGAUAUCUUUCGCAGUUGAAGAUAUCGGACAAGGCGGGUUCGUUCGGAUUGCGAACGACUCGCUCUUCCGGAACGCACGAGUCGUCCGGAGCGAGGGCCAUGUUGCUGGGUUAGGUUUUCGAGAUGAUACUUGGCUACCUUCUCAGCUUAUUCUCGAAUCUACCGAUUGCGUGGCCCAUUACUGGGAAUCAAUGGGCCAUAUUUCGUAUUUUCGACGUGUGGAUAUCGACGCCCUACUUCAGACAUGA
This is a messenger RNA of Aspergillus ruber CBS 135680, 1359 nucleotides long. Its product is annotated as F-box protein. Gene Ontology annotation, molecular function: protein binding. The transcript has 2 exons. The record is from RefSeq and is a predicted model, not a curated record. Lineage: Eukaryota; Fungi; Ascomycota; Eurotiomycetes; Eurotiales; Aspergillaceae. The coding region runs from base 1 to 1359 and encodes 452 amino acids.